UGAAGAUGAUGCAGUUUCAAUUAUGUUGCAUGUUUUUCUUUAUGUCAAUUGUCGCAUGUAGUCCUGUGCAGCAAAUUGAACAUCUUAACGCUACAUUUCCUUGUGGAAAAUUAAGUGAUGAGCAGAAAUGUAAAAUCCCGUUUGAAUACUGUGAUGUCAUCCUGGAAUCCUGUCAAUCUUGUAACGAAGACAUCUGCAGAGAAGAAUCUCAACAGAGCUGCAAUAUAUAUUGUUCUGAUUUCCAAACAAAAAUCAAUGAACCACAUGUGCAAACAGAAUCUCACAUAUCUUUAUAUAAAACACCCUUCUACGGCCUAUCUCCAUGAUUGCACAACCAACAGACGAUAAUAACCCCUGAGUCUGGUG
Molecule: messenger RNA, 366 nt
Organism: Saccostrea echinata
Lineage: Eukaryota; Metazoa; Mollusca; Bivalvia; Ostreida; Ostreidae
Exons: 3
Coding region: 6-326 (106 amino acids)
Source: RefSeq, a predicted model, not a curated record